UGCUCGUGCAUGCCGCAGGGGCAAAAUGAAGAGGAGAGGAGCUGGGGAGAGAGAGAAAGAGGCGAAGAAGCAGAAGCUCCUUGAAGAACUUGGAGGGAGCCGUCUUCCGUAUUUGACGCCGAAGGAUGAUGGCUUCUAUGAACUGUGGAAGAGAAAAUAUUGUAAACUUAUCCUCAGAAGUGCCGAGAAGAUACCCCAAGAUAUCCACGAGGGAGUUCAGGAAGCUUUUUUUACUUUACGAAAAUUCGGCUGUUUCUUCAAGGACCUUGUGAGGAUCAAAGAGAAAGACUAUUUGACCCCAGUGUCUCGAAUUUUAAUUGGAAACCCAGGAUGUACUUACAAAUAUUUGAACACGAGGUUAUUUACAGUCCCUUGGCCCGUGGAAAGUUAUGAAAUAAAUUAUUCCCGUCCAGAAAUAUCCCAAGCUUGUAAAGCAUUAAUCAAACUUAAUGACUACAUGCACAGAGAAACGACCUGGGCUUUGCAAGAGCAAAAGUUGACGGAGACAAAAGAAACGGAAGAUUGCGCUGUCACUGAUAGGCCCCUGGAUUACGCUCCUUCGAUUACCACGACGGGAUCCGCUUUACGAGAUCAAAGCCCUUCUCGCCUCCCAAAGAAUGACUGUAGCGAUUUGAAAGAGAGAUCGUCCUACAACCUGACGUUAUUAAAUUAUAUGGAUCCUCAACAAAUGCCGUUCUUGAAACAAGAGCCAUAUUUUGGAAUGGGAAAGAUGGCCGUGAGCUGGCAUCAUGACGAAAAUCUGGUCGAAAGGUCAACGGUCGCUGUCUACAGUUAUAGCUGUGGAGAUGACCUGAAUAUGACCCACCAGCACUGUGUUCUAGCAGGCCUGUGUGCAAGAUUCAGUUCUACCCACAGAGUAGCGGAGUGCUCUCAAGGGACCCUUCACUACAUUUUGGGCCAAUGCGAAGCCGCCCUCCAGAACCUGCCUGCCGACACCGAUUUGAAGGGCGCGUCUUUGCAAUCUCUGGAUAUUGCUGUUAUAAAACGAGUGGAGGAAACUCAUAAUGAGGUUGAAUUUGAGUGGCUGCGGCAAUUCUGGUUCCAGGGUAAACGUUACAGAAAGUGUACUGAGUGGUGGAGCAAGCCAAUGGAUUCUCUGGAAGGAUUUUGGAGAACAAUGGAGUUUAUAACAAGCCUCCUGCUCUGUGAAAUCAGAAAAGAAGAACAGAUGGACGAACAAAGAAACCAAAGGAUUGACUGCAUCUUGCCCCUUCUUAUCCGACGGCACGAACUUCGCAAGGAAUGGCAGGCAAGGUGCCAUUCACAACUCGCAGAGUGUUUGCCAGCAGACGAAAAACCAGAAUGUCGUCCAUACUGGGAAGACGAUGAUCCCAAUAUGCCCCUUCCAUUUGAUCUUGAAGGUAUCAUACGUGAACUAGAGAAUCUACAAGAGAAGAUGGAAAGCUAGCAGGACUGUUU
Euleptes europaea (tarantolino) is the source of this 1440-nucleotide messenger RNA. RefSeq names its product FTO alpha-ketoglutarate dependent dioxygenase (gene FTO). Gene Ontology annotation, biological process: DNA alkylation repair; regulation of multicellular organism growth; RNA repair. The record is from RefSeq and is a predicted model, not a curated record. The transcript is spliced from 8 exons. Gene Ontology annotation, molecular function: broad specificity oxidative DNA demethylase activity; ferrous iron binding; mRNA N6-methyladenosine dioxygenase activity. Bases 26 to 1429 code for a protein of 467 amino acids. NCBI's taxonomy places the organism in Eukaryota, Metazoa, Chordata, Lepidosauria, Squamata, Sphaerodactylidae.